Molecule: messenger RNA, 476 nt
Organism: Dibothriocephalus latus
Lineage: Eukaryota; Metazoa; Platyhelminthes; Cestoda; Diphyllobothriidea; Diphyllobothriidae
Source: the annotation of a GenBank genome assembly
ACCUUGAGUUGGACGAGUGUGGUCUGCGUUACCUGCUUACUAUGCAGCUCUACUCAUACCUCUGCCGAACCCUGCCUCCCGCAAAACGGACUCAGCUGCUGAAACAGGGCUCGUCAGACAGUCUGCUCACCUGGGCUGAGUUCAAGCGCUACGGUUGCGGUUGGUGGAUCCGCAGUGACAUUGUGCUGCAAAACUGCGCUGAGAAGAUUGCUCGCUCGGAAUUCAUGCGGACCAAAGAUCCCAUGGUCUCGGCCAUCUUCUACUUGGCAAUGCGCAAAAACACGGUACUGGCUAGUCUCUUCAAGUCUCAGGGCAACCGGCAACUGGAACAGUUCUUCCGUUCUGACUUUAGUCCGGGCCAACCGGCUUGCCGGCAGGCCAAGUUGAACGCAUUCCGUCUGAUGAGUCAACACAAAUUUCAGCAGGCAGCGGCUAUAUUCCUGGUCGGUGGUUGGCUCGAUGAUGCCAUCCGUGUC